CUCUCUUUUGUCCAGCCUUCAGUCAAAUCCUAAUCACAACAUAGGUCUUUUAACCGGUAAUACCCCCUCAAAACUGCUGUAUACACACCUCAUGGCUCAGCUGUCAAUGUAUCCUGUACAUAGCCUCGCCACGACGCCAUCUGUUUACUUUUGCGCUUUAUUUCAAUUUGCCCUCCUUUUCACUUCACAUCUGUGCUCUAGCCCCUCAUCAUACGUCAUUCGAAGGUUCCGAAUGAAUGAACCAUCCACUGCCCCGUGAUCUUGCGCCUGGAGAGGACCACAUCCAGCUCAGAACCCCCACCAGGACAUACUACGCAGUGUUCCUUUUUGACGAGAACCCAGUGGCAAAGCUCAACGUGUAUGCGCCACUCUUCAUCCGCGACAUUGUCCACUCCGCGGAUAUAAUCGGUAUCUACGGUUUUUUGGGUCUCCAUUCGCAGGCUCGGGCCAACUACGUCAUGGUCAACAACCACCCGCUUCUGAGGGUCAGAGUCUCGGGGCGGAUCGUGGGCGAGACCAUCCGCGAGACUGAGAAGCAGGAGUGCUUUAUUUACGUUUUGUUGGACGAUUCGUCGUGUCUGCUGUAUCUUACAUGCAAGAUCACCAAGCGCUUGUGGCUCCCAGCGGGCCUCCCGUUUGACAAUUGGAAAACGUCACGGGGCACCAUGAUCGAGCUCGAGGGCAGUGUUGCCACGUUUAAUCGGAGAAUAGAGUUUCAGCCUGUUUCUGUGAAGGUUAUUGGGGGUAGAACGGACUUGGACGUGGAAAUGCGCUUGAUCAGAGAGAAACACGCCUUCAGACAGCGGUAUCUUGUAAAACCAUGGGUUUAUGAGCCGCCACAAACCACCGCGGUGAGCAACCAUCCCGUUGUGCCGCUCAUGCAGAAAGACUGUGUCGGAAAACAAGCCAGACGGGACCUGAUUGAAUCUACAGAAACGGUUCAGGGUUCUCCUGAGGACAGCCUCUACGUCCACCACCGAAACAUCAAACGGAGAAACCCUGACAUUAUCAAAGCUUCUGAAUUACUGGCUAACUUAGAGGAUGAGGUUAUGGUUGCUUUGUUCCCCCGCACGUCUUUCGUUUUUGAGCAGAUACCCCUCGUGGCUCCGGUUACGGAAGUAAAACUCAAGCUCGCGGUCAUCAAAUGGAUUAUCAGAAAACACUCCUACAAGUUUCCCUUGAAACAGCUCUACCACGAUAGAUCUGUUGCCGCAAAGUUGCGAAACUUUACCAUCUGGCAGAUGCAAAACAACAGACUACACCCUCCUGAGACCACCGUCACCUUCGACCGGCUCCUGGCCAGAAUCUUCCAUGACAUUAGACACGAGUUCCAAGUGGGUGGUCUCCUCAAGUGCAGCAGCUCCUAUAACUGCUACGCCGGUCCUAUGAUAGAGUAUGUCGAUCAGUUGAAGAUGACCUUGCUUCUGAUUAGCAGCGGCGAGCUCUGCGAGCGUAAGCUUGACUGUGUUGAAUACACCAGGGCGUACCGAUCAUUGCGGGAGAAACAGGAGGUGGAUAUGGCGCCGGAGGUGGUGUAUGGGGUGAUUGGCUGGUUGUUAGGGGAUUUGGCGUUGGAGUAUGCCUACUUGCUCACGUGGGACUUCUGGCGACCAUAUGGUAGGCGGGCGUGGAUCUUUCAACCGGAAGAAACCCUUGAUGUGAGUCUAUAGAUUUCCCCUCUAUCGGAUAUGUAAUAAAAUGGCUGCAUAAGACUUUGUCGAAUAUAGUGAAACCGUA
This is a messenger RNA of Babjeviella inositovora NRRL Y-12698, 1737 nucleotides long. It is a transcript of the gene STN1, whose product is annotated as Stn1p. NCBI's taxonomy places the organism in Eukaryota, Fungi, Ascomycota, Pichiomycetes, Serinales. The record is from RefSeq and is a predicted model, not a curated record. The transcript has a single exon. Bases 237 to 1670 code for a protein of 477 amino acids.